Molecule: messenger RNA, 1858 nt
Organism: Urocitellus parryii (Arctic ground squirrel)
Lineage: Eukaryota; Metazoa; Chordata; Mammalia; Rodentia; Sciuridae
Gene: Tprg1l
Product: tumor protein p63 regulated 1 like
Cellular component (GO): cytoplasm; synaptic vesicle
Source: RefSeq, a predicted model, not a curated record
AGCGCUGACGGCUGCGGGCGGUGGCCCUAAGGCGGCGGCUUCGGGGUAGGGUCCCGGCCCGGAGUGGCGAUGCUGCAGCUGCGGGACUCGGUGGACUCCGCGGGCACGAGCCCCACGGCCCUGCUGGCGGCCGGCGAGGACGUGGGGUCGGGCAGCGCGGGCGGGGCCCGGGCAGGGGUGGGCACGCCACUGCGCCAGACGCUGUGGCCGCUCAGCGUCCAGGACCCCACGCGCCGCGCCCGCGUCAAGGAGUACUUCGUGUUCCGGCCCGGCACCAUCGAGCAGGCCGUGGAAGAGAUCCGCGCCGUUGUCCGGCCCGUGGAGGACGGCGAGAUCCAGGGGGUGUGGCUGCUGACCGAGGUGGACCACUGGAACAACGAAAAAGAGCGUCUGGUGUUGGUCACUGACCAGUCGUUGCUCAUCUGUAAGUACGACUUCAUCAGCCUUCAGUGCCAGCAGGUGGUCAGGGUGGCACUCAGUGCAGUGGACACCAUCUCCCACGGAGAGUUCCAGUUUCCCCCCAAAUCUCUCAACAAGCGAGAAGGCUUUGGGAUUCGCAUCCAAUGGGACAAGCAGAGUCGUCCUUCUUUCAUAAACAGAUGGAACCCCUGGUCCACAAACGUGCCCUACGCCACUUUCAUAGAGCACCCAAUGGCUGGUGUGGAUGAAAAGACGGCUUCUCUGUGCCAGUUGGAAAGCUUCAAGGCUCUGUUAAUCCAAGCUGUCAAAAAAGCCCAAAAAGAAAGUCCUCUGCCAGGACAAGCAAAUGGUGUGCUGGUCUUGGAGCGGCCCCUGCUCAUCGAGACCUACGUGGGAUUGAUGUCCUUCAUCAACAACGAGGCCAAACUGGGUUAUUCCAUGACCAGAGGCAAGAUUGGCUUCUAGACAGCUCAGCGUGGAGCCAUCCCCAAGGAAAGCCUUGUUGAGGGGAACUCGGGAAUGCGGGAGACCUCAAGCCAGCCCGCUGCUACUGGAGGGAGGACCGGGGUGGCCACCUUUGGGGAUCUGAUGUUAUUAGCAUGGUCCAGUGAAUUCCUUAGUGAGCUACAGAGAGGGGCAGAGAGACGUAGCUGACCCCGUGCUGCUGCCGUUCGUGUCCCCUCAAGUGCCCAUUAGCUUCUUGUGGUUUCUUGCCCAGCCCCUGCAGCAUGCUUCGAGUCUGUGGGCGCAUCUGCGUGCCUCGCUGUGUAGACCUCAGUACGGGGAGGAGCCUGGCAUCUCCAGUGCCUGCACUUGCACAUGUGUUUACACUCAUGUUAAAUUUUGUAUUUUUGAAAUUUUAUCCAUUUUUUUAAGCAAAAUACAAAGCAGCCUACAGACUGGUCACAGCAGUCUGUGCCUUGUCAGAGCCUAGCGGACAGUUGUUUUUUGUAAAUAUGGUUGACCUACAGUUGUAUGUUUUCUAAAAUUAAUCCAAGUUGUUAAUACUUUUUCCCCAGGCCCAAAAAAGUUUACAGAGAAUCAUUUAACACAAUUUGUUGAGGAAUUGCACAUAAUUUUGACAACUAUAGGUAUCCUAAGCUUUUGUUAUUUUGUUCAUGUUUAAAAGGRAAAUCGGUAGUUUGCUCUUUAAAGGAUGCACUUUAAAGCAAGGACGUGUUAGAUCCCCAGAGACUGCCACCCUGGCUCCUGCAGCCCGUAGGUUCCAGGUGCCAUCAGACUCCCAGCCCACGCCUAGUGGGGCUGCAGCACUCGCGACUUGAGCGCUGGCUCCUCAGUCUCCUCCUCCUCACUUACAGCUCUGUCAUGGCUUUACGCUUGCUGGCACGAUGCGACCGGGACACGUGGCCUGUCCAGAGGAAGGCUGUCUCAAAGCACCCAGGUCUUCAGCCUGCUCUUGCAGUCUUGUAGUAAAGAU